Molecule: messenger RNA, 2736 nt
Organism: Closterium sp. Naga37s-1
Lineage: Eukaryota; Viridiplantae; Streptophyta; Zygnematophyceae; Desmidiales; Closteriaceae
Source: the annotation of a GenBank genome assembly
AUGUUCGGGUUCGGUCGAACAUUCUGGGGGGCAAGGGUGUUUGAUGUUCGUCUUGUGAGGGCGAACCCUUUACUUAAUCUCUGCAGCAACUACCUCACAGGCCCCCUAGUGAAUAUCCCGUUCGUCGUCAAAGUGGACGUCUCCAGCAACUACCUGUCGGGUGUUGUGUCCGCACCAGACUGCAGUCGACUCAACAUCGCCGCCAACUGCUUCGCUCCAAACAAAGCCUGCAGCCCUGCCCUGCAGCGGCCCGCAGCGCAGUGCACGGCAUUCUGUGGCGUCUCUCCAACCACUGCUGCCUGUGGUGGUCGUGGCGUGUGCUACCCAGAUGGGCCUAGUUUGGUGCCAACGUGCCUGUGUGGUGCGGGAUUCUUGCAGUUUGGAGGAACCACCUGCAUUCCAGGAGCCCCUCCAGGCCUCCAGGGAAGUAUUCUUCCGCCAUUCACAGUGCUCACCAAGGGCACGAGGAAUGAGACGGUGGGGAUGUUCGUGGCAAAGCCAGUGACCCUCUUCAUGUACCCGCCUGGUGUGACAUCGGCAUGCGGCUUUGGUUUGGCCUUCCGAGUCAACUUCACCUUUGCUCUCAUGCGCCAGUCUGGUGGUACUGCCGGGCCCGGCGGUUUUGCACUUGUGAUCGCGGGAAAGCCCAAGGCGGGGAAGCCAGGUGGUGUGGGGUACAGAGGAGUGGGACCUCGGAGCAUGGCCGUGGUAUUCGACACGAAUCAGGAUGAUGCGGGCGAGCAGCACGUGGGGCUGAGCAUCAACGGCGCAGAAGAACCCUUGGUCAAGGAGGUGUCACCAUUCGCUUUCACCGAUGGCAAUGCGUAUACGGCAUGGGUGGACUAUGAGCCUGGGGAUCCUGGCACCAUUCGAGUGUUCCUGGCGAGCUCGAACGUGAAGCCGGAGGAGCCGCUGCUGCAGGGGAGUGUGUCGCUGUGUGCGGUGCUGCAGCCGGGAGUGAAGCAGCCGGCGUUCUCGUUUGGGUUUGUGGCGUCCACCACUGUGAAGCCCUUCGAGCUGCAUGGCAUUCUCUUCUCCGCUGUGCAAACAGGUGCUCCUUCACCCAAGCCAGUCCAGGUCGAUUCAAAAGCCCUCGGCCUCUCAUUGUCAGAGGCCACAUUUGCACCAUCUCGAGCCAGUCCUUUUUCGCGCUAUGUGAGUGCGGACUUUAAGCUGUCCGCCACGGAAGCGGACUCGUGGAGCAUUCGUGACUUCCACACGUGGGACUCCGUGCCCUUCCUGGACUGGCCUGUCAAGAACCAAGACGACUGCAAUGCGUGCUGGGCGUAUGCGGUGGUGGCGAGUGUGGAGGCGGCAUACGGCAUUGCAAAGCAGCAGAGCGCUCCCCAGCUAUCAGUAGAGCCUCUCGUCGCCCUCAUGGGGCUCUCCGACCCCGACAAGUGCUCCGCUUGCGGCUCCCCCACAGAGGCCUUUGAGACGCUCACAGCUCUCGAUGCCUCCAGUGGGCUCACAGGAGCCAGCGACCCGGCAACAACAUACCCGGUGCAGGCGUUUGAACGAGCGCAGUUCAAGGGGUAUGUGGGGCUCAUGCUGGCAGUGCAGCGGCAGCCAGUGGUGGUUCACAUCGAGGCAUCUCCAACCUUCAUGCAGUAUGAUGGGACAUUCAAGUACCAGGAUCCUGGUUGCUACACUGGCAGUCUCAACCACGUUGUACUCGUUAUAGGUUACUUCAUUACAAGAAACGACGGCAGCCAGAACCGCAUUGCGCCUCCGUUCUGGAUCAUCCGCAACUCGUGGGGAGAGGAGUGGGGCGACAAGGGUCACAUGCGCAUGGACAUUCAGGGAGGAGACGGUGUGUGUGGCAUCAACGUGCUGCCUGGCAUCUACCCCAUCGUCAAGAUUCCAGGGGACCCUUGUGGAGAAAGCAGCUACAAGGGCGAUGGGGAUUCGCAGCCCAGCAUGAACCCGUGCGGCAGGUUCCAGUGCCAGGGGACGGCAGAAAGCAGCAACUACUGCACCUGCAAUAUUCCCACUGCUCCUGUGCAGCCCUUUGUGGAGGUUGAGAAUGGCAUCGGCUCCUCAUGUGCUUAUGUGGACGUGUGUGGGUCAUACUUCAAGAACCCCUGCUACGUGGGAGCAUGCAUCAACGAUGGCAAGGGCGCCUACUCCUGCAUCUGCCCUCCCAACCACAUCCUGAGCACGACAGUUGAUGGUUUCCCCACCUGCGAUCCAACUAACACCACGGCCACCACAAUGACAGUCAGUGGAGACAACUGGUGGUGCUCGGACGUUCAUCCGCUUAUUGGCCUCUCCUUACUUGUCUUCACUGGCCAAAAUAUAGGCGUUGAUUGCAGCCAGCCAUUGCCCAAGGACAGUGUGCUUCAGCUGGAUGGUACUCCCGCCACACCCUGCACUGCCUUCUUCUACUCCCUCAAUGGGGACACCUGUGCAUCCAUCAGAACAGUACUCAACUUCGAUAAUGGAUAUCUCGCUGAGCUCAACCCCGGCCUUGACUGCUCCAAGCCCAUCAAGGCGGGCCGCUCCGUUUGCCUCGAGCGCAGUGCUGCCUUCGCCUUCACCGUACCCGCGUGUGUCAGAUACGGCACGCUCACAACUCAAGACACGUGCGAGCGGCUGCUUCAAAGGACUGGCACUUCACAAAAGGAUGUCACUGGGGAUGCAUGGGCUGCGCUGUACCGCAACAAUCCUGGCCUCACUUGCUCCGCCACAAUCCCUUCCUCUGCCUCUGCUGUCGGCAGCAACAUUGGUGUGCAG